Cuscuta campestris is the source of this 1946-nucleotide messenger RNA. The record is from the annotation of a GenBank genome assembly. NCBI's taxonomy places the organism in Eukaryota, Viridiplantae, Streptophyta, Magnoliopsida, Solanales, Convolvulaceae.
CUGACAUUUCAUUCAUUCAUUGCCCAUAGGUCCCUAUCUCCCGGGGGCCGCAUGGACCGCACGGCGGAGGCCGGAGGGACAUGAGAGCUGCUGGCAAUCGGAGAGCCACAAAGCCACGCUGUCGCUUCAAAUCAUUUCGAUUCCUCUUCUUCUUCUUCUCCACGAUCCAUUCCUCGCCUUUCUUCCCCGCUUCAGCGGAAACAGGUUCCUUGACUCCACAUUUUCUUGAAAAUCUUUGCUCCUCGGCCUGAUCCUCUUCAGCUUGUAUCUUCUUCGAGCAAGAUCUAUACACUAUGGCAAAAACUAAUGGAAUUAUCUAUUCUUCUUCAAUAAUACCUCAGCGUCUCAAAAUAUAUGCCAAAACCCAAGCUAAUGGGCAUAACAAACAAAGCUUCUGGCGAGCUUAUAGAAAACAAAAUGCUGCUACCCAAGGAUCUUCUCUAUUGUGCCAUUCUACUGAAACUCACCAUGCUGAAACAAAAGAAUGUGUCAGGGAGUAUCAUGAUUGUUCAGACACAUCCAGUAUGCAACGAGAGGAGAAACAUCUAGCCCUGCUUGGAAAACAUAUUAAUGCAAGUCAGGGAUUAGCUGAAGCUUGCAAGUUUGUUUACAAUGAUGCAAAAUAUGUGAAUGAAAGGGCUAAAAAUGACAUCAUAUUGCUUUAUCGUGGCAUAAUGACGUUGGAUGCUCGUGCCCGCCAAGACAUUGCUUUUCUUGGUUCUGAAUUUCUUAAGGUUGAUGCCCGGGCUAGAGAAGACACUGAAAAAAUUGACCAUGAUGUCAAGAAGAAAGCUGAAAGGCUUCAUCAUGUUGCCACAAUUCUCAAGAACAAAGCUGAAUCAAGACUGAAAAAUGCUGCAGAUAGGCAUUGGAGUGAUGGCGCCUUGGAGGCUGAUUUGCGCCGUGCUGAUUUUGUUGCCAAGCAACGUGCAUUGGGAGAUGCUCUAAUGGCUUUGGAGUUUAUCAAAAACAUUCAUGACAUGAUGUUGAACGAAAUGAGCAAUUUGAAUAGAAUUUCUCUUGAUGCCGACAAGAUGACUCAGCACAUAACACUUGAGAAGAAUGGGAAAUGUCUUGAAUUUCUUCAUGGAGAAAUGUCUGCUGAGCGUAUUAGUGCUAUACAGGAAGCUUAUUGGGAUAUAGCAUCUGCCCUAUCUGAAGCUGAUGCUGUUGACUACACUGAUCCUGAAGAGCUGGAGUUGUUAGUUGCCACACUAAUAGAUCUUGAUGCCAUGGAUGGUAAAAGUAGUGUGUCUCUAUUGGCCGAGUGCUCAAAUUCUCCUGACGUGAAUACAAGGAAAGCAUUAGCUAAUGCACUAUCGGCUGCACCAUCUAUGUGGACUCUGGGUAAUGCAGGGAUGGGAGCUUUGCAGAGGCUUGCAGAAGAUAGUCACCCUGCCAUUGCCGCGGCAGCAUCCAAAACCAUCAAAGAAUUGAAGAGGCAGUGGGAAAUCGAGGAGGGAGACAACUGGCGGUUCAUGGUUAACAAUUAUUCACCACAUGAUGAUGAUGUUGAUGAUCAUGAUGAUGUAGUAGACAGCUAAUACUCUGGUAAUAGUCUGUCGAACACCCAAACAUAAAUAAUUAACUUCAGGGAUGACACCAAGAUUGAGACAAUCACACACAGACAAUUGAUGUCAUGUUUGUGAGAACCAAUUGUUAGUGACACACUAGCCAGUGUUAACCUUGGUGUCAUCCGUGAUAUGUUUGGAGCAAUGACCCAAUAAAUCAACUAACGGGAGAUUGUGCUUAACAACUCAACUGUGUAUAGAUACAUUGUGUAGGGGAUUCUUGUUAGGUCUGGCUAAGGCUAUCUGAUUGUGCUUUAGGAUUGCAAUUCCAAAUGUCACACAACUUGGAAUUUUUUUAAAGUACUAUUGAUUAUAUUACAACGUAGUAUUUUUUCAUACUUAUUUUUUUCAACUUAUUAAAGCACGUUCUCGUUG